UAUUUCCGCUUUCAUUUUCGAAAAGCUCGUCAUCUAAAAAUAUUUUUUUCUAAUUUAGUCUUAUUAUGUCAUUUUUUACCUGGAAGAAUCUGUCAUCAUUAUGAAGGUUAAGCUGCUGUAUGCAUUAACUUAUAUUUUCAUUUUCUUGACAACUUGUCACGCCAUAGAACCUAUCUCUGGUGUCGCUACAGUUGCAGCUGGAGUUUCAGCUGUUUUUUUGGCUAGCUUUAGAGCAAUUAAGUGUCAGUUUAAAGAGUGCUGUACAAAGAGAUGGAUAAAUUUAAAUGCUACAGAACUAUCCACCAGUCUUAAAAAUCAAGUUUAUGGACAACAUCUGGUUAUAAAAGCUGUAGUACGUCACAUCAAGGCCCAUUUAUCAAACAAUGAUCCUUCCAAAGCUCUAGCUCUGUCAUUCCAUGGAGGAACAGGUACAGGGAAGAAUUAUGUCAGCAAAAUUAUCGCUGAUCAUUUAUACAAGGAGGGAAUGAAGAGUGGAUUUGUUCAUAUGAUUGCUUCAACUAAAGAAUUUCCACAUGCUGAUAUGGUUCCUCUUUAUAAGGAUAAGCUGAGAGAACUUAUAGAGACUAGUGUCACUAACUGUGAGAGAUCUAUGUUUAUAUUUGAUGAGAUAGAUAAGAUGCCACCAGGACUGAUCGAUACUAUAAAACCAUACCUGGAUUAUUAUGAUAAUCUUAGUGGUAUAAACUAUAGAAAAGCUAUCUUCAUUUUUUUAAGUAAUACAGCAGGAACAGAGAUACUACAGCAAACAUUAAAUUUCUGGCAUGAAGGGAAAGACAGAGAUUCAAUAGAACUGAAGGAUAUGGAAAAGUUAGUCACAACCGCAGCUGUUAAUACAAAAACAAGUGGUUUUUAUCACAGUGAUGUACUACUACGCCACAUGAUUACUGCCUAUAUUCCGUUUCUACCAUUAGAGAGAAGGCAUGUCCGUCAGUGUAUUAAAGACUAUUUACUGCUUAAGAAAUAUUACACUAAUUAUGGAGAUAUUAAAGACGAUAAAGUGCGAGAGAUUGCAGAACAAUUACAGUAUUUUCCUGAGGAAGAACAACUUUUUUCUACAACAGGAUGUAAAAGAGUGCCAGAAAAGACUGGUUAUGUUAUGGAAGAGGACUGAUUAACAUGAUUAACACAAAAACUGGUUGUGCAUAAUAAUCCAAUUGUUGAUAUAUACUAGAUAAUAGGUUUAUCAUGUUUAUGUCACUAUGUAUAAGUGCUAAAAUUUUGUGUGUUUGAAACUAUAACCAUAAUAACAAGAAACAUAGGGCAGUGAUAUCAUGGGUAUUGUUCAAUUUUUUAAGUUUGUUUUUGAUCUGGCAGCAAAUGAGAGGCAUACUUCUUCUGUCAUCAUGAUGAUGGGUUUUUUUCUUUUGCUGGAUAAUAGACCAGAAAAAGUAAAAUCAUUAAAUGAAAAUAGCACUUUAUAUAUUUUGUGCGUUUGGAGCAUUUUUCUUGAAUUAACUUUAUCAGGAAAGCCCAAAUCUUACAUUUGAAAUCCAAGGUAAUAUACAUGUAGUAACUUAUGAUGUUUUAUGACCAAAAAGAAUCUAGAUUAAAGCAACUUUGGCUGAGGUAGUUGGAACUUAGUUUCUAAAUAGUUUCUUAUUAUAUCCUAUAAAUGAUUAUGAGUGUCAGUAAAUAAAUAUACAGCUAAUAGGAAUUUGUAUAUUUCCAACUGCCUAUCAUACUAGUCUAUUAUGUUUGAUAAAAUUCAAUUAAGAAAAUAAGUCUUUUCUUCUCCAUCAGUCUCUCUCCCUUUAUCUACUUAAACAAUGUAAAAAGAUUGAAGCAAUGAGGUGUAUUAUUAUUUAGUUCAGUUGUACAAGGUGAUCAAACAAAUAUAAUCAGUUAUCAUUUAAUGAGAUUGAUAGUAGAAUUAAGGGGGAUUCAAGCAGUUUUCAUUAUCACAGAAUUAGUCAUCCUUAAUUUCAUGUCAAGAUACUUUUACUUAUUUUUUAUGCAUUGUGUGUUUGGUGCAUUUUGUUUUAACUCCUUAAUAACUUACUUAAGGGGUAAUUAUGUUAACAUAUUGCUAUCAAAUGCAAAUUUCCCUUCAUCACUUCAUCAUGUUCAUAGUACGAUAUCCUUCCAGCAUGUCCAGUGUUUUUUUAAUCCAAGUUUAUUAAAAAAAAAAAACAGCUAUCAAUAAAACAAGCUUUUAACAGAAUAAAAAACUUCAAAAUAUUAAAAUAACAAUAUAUAAUAACCGCAUUGCUCUUAUGCACAAAAUGUAAAUAUUAUCAAAUGACAUUAUUUUUUCGUAUUAAAUAAAUUAUAUGUUGUGAUAGGCAUGAGAGAACACAGACAUAGUACUUGAGUUUGAAUUUCGCGUGUUUAGCUUUUGUUGAAAAUGUUUGCUAGAAAAUAUUCUGAUCAUGAAUGCGUUUUUAAAAUUUAUAAGGGCAUACAGUCACAUGUAUGCCUCUCUACAGCUCUGAUGGAUUGUUAGUCAUGCCCGUUGUUUCACUAAACAAUUCAAAAUUUGGUGACUAUGUGGAACGCAUCUAUCCCAUCGAAUUGGAGAUAAAGGAUACUACAGAGACAGUUAAGUCAGCUUCAUAUCUUGACUUACAUCUAGAAAUUGACAAUGAGGGUCGGUUGAAGACAAAAUUUACGACAAAAGAGAUGAUUUCAGCUUUCCAAUUGUGAACUUUCCAUUUUUAAGUAGCAACAUUCCAGCAGCACCUGCAUACGGGGUAUAUAUCUCUCAAUUGAUACGAUAUUCCCGUGCUUGCAUUUCCUAUCAUGAUUUUCUUGAUCAAGGGUUACUGCUCACAAGGAAGCUAUUAAAUCAAGAGUUCCAAAUGGUGAAGUUGAAAUCAUCCCUUCGUAAAUUUUACGGACGCCAUCACGAGUUGGUUGACUGUUAUGGAAUAACUAUUCCACAAAUGAUAUCGGAUAUGUUCCUUACGUCGUAACUACAAUCCCCUUCCCUUUCAUGAAUUUGACCUACCGAAUUAGACUAUUUACUGGAUUUGUAAUCACAUAAGCAACACGACGGGUGACGCAUGUGGAGCAGGAUCUGCUUACCCUUCUGGAGCACCAGAGAUCACCCCUAGUUUUUGGUGGGGUUCGUGUUGUUUAUUCUUUAGUUUUCUAUGUUGUGUCAUGUGUACUAUUGUUUUUCUGUUUGUCUUUUUCAUUUUUAGCCAUGGCGUUGUCAGUUUGUUUUAGAUUAAUGAGUUUGACUGUCCCUUUGGUAUCUUUCGUCCCUCUUUUAGUUUUACUUUAAAUUUUGUAAAAUAUUUAAUAGAAAAUCAUAAAUGGAAAUUAAUUUUCAGAUGUAUUUAUGAAAAAAUAAAUGACAUGUCCACUGAGUCUUGAGUGAAGUAGACCAUCUAAAAUAAAGGCCAAUCUAUGCCCAAUCUCACCAAAGAUGAAUAUGUAUGACAAAUUUGACUAGAGCUUAAGUGUACAAAUAUUGUAUCAUUGUAUUAUAUUUUAAAUGUGUAUUAAGUUGUGUAUACUGAUUAUCUGUGCUAUGAUCUCAUUGAUGUGUAUUUCUACCAUUUUAUUUUCAUGCUGAUUUUAUGUUUGAUUUGGUUAAUAUAUAAUUAUAUACUUGUAUAAUAGUAGGAUUGCACUUAAAUUUCUGUUGUAAAGGUUAUCUUCUUAAGUUAUUGAGGUACAAUAUUAAAAAAAAAAGUGUUUCUGUCAAAAAUUAUUAAUAAAAUAUACAUAUUAUAAAUUGAUAGUACCUGAAUAACGAAAGAAAUUUUUAAAACUCAGGUUCGAACUUCAUUGGCAAAGUUAAGAUGUAUUUGUCUAUUCUGUUUUAUGUCUUUUUCAUGUUUUUUAAGACAUAUAACUCCUUAUUUUCAACUUGUUUAUGCAUCCCUGGCUUUCAAAAUGUUAAGGUUGAAAUGAAAUGAAGUUAAAUCCAAACAAGUGCUGUAUAUUCACAAAAUGAAACCAAAGCAUUAAGAGCAAAUCUAGAAGGGAGAAAUUGUUUAUCUGGUCAAGACCUAUGUGUCCUGAAAUUUUUAGACAUAUAUGACAACCUGUUGUUUGGUUUCUGACCCUGAAUUGGUAAUUUUAAGGAUAUUUUGCAGUUUUCAGUUAUUUUUAUGAAUUGAAUAUCAUUAUAGAUAGAGAUAAAAUGUACACAGCACUAAUGCUCAAUAGAGUAAGAUCAACAAAUAAGUCAACAUGGCCAAAAUGGUCAAUUGACCUCUCAAGCAGUUUUAAUUGUCCUUUAUAGUAAUUUUUUGUAAAUUUUUGUAAUCUUGCAAACAUGUUCUCCUUAAUUAUAACUGAGACAAACUUGUCCACAAAUAAGCAUUAGGGUAUUUAGUUUUUUAAACAUGUAUCUGCUAACCCUGCUUGUCAACCAACAUGGCUAAAAUAGAAAAUAGGGGAAAAAAGUACUUGUAUCUCUGAAACUUAAGCAGAGUAUAAAGGUUGCAUUAUUUCAUGCAUUUAUUUUAUAAAAAAAAAAAUGGCAUGUGAGCGACACAGGCUUCUUGGACUACUAUAGAACUUUUUGUCCAAAUUUGGGAAAGUAAUUACUUUGUUUUGAUAUAGGUUUGACUUUUUUAUGUUAUAUUAUUUGUGAUAAUUUGCUGUAAGAAAGACAUUGCAAUUAAAGACUUCUAUUGCUUAGU
Molecule: messenger RNA, 4619 nt
Organism: Mytilus trossulus (common blue mussel)
Lineage: Eukaryota; Metazoa; Mollusca; Bivalvia; Mytilida; Mytilidae
Product: torsin-1A-like
Exons: 5
Coding region: 101-1132 (343 amino acids)
Biological process (GO): cellular response to misfolded protein
Cellular component (GO): endoplasmic reticulum
Molecular function (GO): ATP hydrolysis activity; ATP binding
Source: RefSeq, a predicted model, not a curated record